This is a messenger RNA of Trichechus manatus latirostris (Florida manatee), 693 nucleotides long. RefSeq names its product artemin (gene ARTN). Gene Ontology annotation, biological process: peripheral nervous system development. The record is from RefSeq and is a predicted model, not a curated record. The transcript is spliced from 3 exons. NCBI's taxonomy places the organism in Eukaryota, Metazoa, Chordata, Mammalia, Sirenia, Trichechidae. Gene Ontology annotation, molecular function: growth factor activity; glial cell-derived neurotrophic factor receptor binding; receptor tyrosine kinase binding. Bases 1 to 693 code for a protein of 230 amino acids.
AUGGAGCCUGGACUUGGAGGCCCUUCUGUGCUACCCCACUGCCCCAAGACUAGGCAGCAGGCUCUGCUUUGUCCCUCUGCGCAGUCCCCCGUGUGGCCGACCCUGGCCGCCCUGGCCCUGUUGAGCAGCGUCGCCGAGACCUCCCUAGGCCCCGUAUCCCGCAGCCCCGCCACCCGCGAAGGAGCUGCGCCCGUCUUGGCUCCCCGCGCCGGUAACCUGCAGGGAGGACGCAUGGCCCAUUUGUGCGGCGGAAGAGCCCGGCGGACACCGCCCCCACCGCCCCGACCCGCGCCGUCUCCGUCCGCACCGUCCCGCGGGGGCCGCGCGCCUCGUGCCGGGGGCCGGGGGAACCGCGCGAACCAGGGGAGCCGCGCGCGGGCCGCGGGGACGCGGGGCUGCCGCCUGCGCACGCAGCUGGUACCGGUGCGCGCGCUUGGCCUGGGCUACAGCUCCGACGAGCUGGUGCGUUUCCGCUUCUGCAGCGGCUCCUGCCGCCGUGCGCGCUCCCCUCACGACCUCAGCCUGGCCAGCCUGCUGCGCGCCGGGGUCCUGCGGCUGCCCCCGGGCUCCCGGCCUGUCAGCCAGCCCUGCUGCCGACCCACGAGCUACGAGGCAGUCUCCUUCAUGGACGUCAACAGCACCUGGAGGACCGUGGAACGCCUCUCAGCUACCGCCUGCGGCUGCCUGGGUUGA